Molecule: messenger RNA, 1905 nt
Organism: Cladophialophora immunda
Lineage: Eukaryota; Fungi; Ascomycota; Eurotiomycetes; Chaetothyriales; Herpotrichiellaceae
Exons: 6
Coding region: 1-1905 (634 amino acids)
Biological process (GO): DNA-templated transcription
Molecular function (GO): DNA binding; zinc ion binding
Source: RefSeq, a predicted model, not a curated record
AUGAAAGCUGUCAAGGUCGCCUUUGACGACGCAGCAAAGAGACUGGCUGAUCCUUCCUUGGGCGACACUACUUUCGGCCGCCUUGCCGACAAAGCGCAAUUCGGCCUGGUCAAUGGGUUCUUGAAUGAUUGCAAAGCCGAGCGGGUCAACUUCUUGGGUGGCGUGGCAGAUCUUGCUUCAAGCUCACUGGGAACGGACCAUCUGACCAACAUUUACCGUUCAUCCUCCGUGGAGAGCCCCAGCACGAGGUCCGCCGGUUCUUCGGCUAACAAGGUCUCCGAGGCGAAUCGCAACUUUCUGCGGGCGAAGGGAGCAUUAGAUUUCCCCCCAACAGAUAUUUGUGACCGACUCUUGAGAACCUAUUUCCACCAGGUUCAUCCAUUCCUUCCCAUUGUGCAGCCCAAUGACUUUCUGGUGCAAUAUGAGGCGGGUGGUCCCUGCAGCACCGACCUCGUCCUCUUAUGGAGCAUGUUUUUGGCGGCCGCCAAUUUCCUUGACGUCGAAACCCUCACGAUGCUAGGAUACUCAUCUCGCAAAAUGGCGAAACGAGCAAUGUACCAAAAAGCCAAGGCAUGCUUCCAUACAUGUACCGGACAAAGCAGGACUGUACAUAUUCAGUCAGCCCUUCUUAUGGGACUCUGGAUCUCAGACCUUGAGGGUGACACCACCGCAUGGCACUGGACUGGCGUCGCAAUUGCGCUUUACCAAUGCGCCAGAGUCGCCUGCCGGACAGAUUCUCAUUCGAAUAGAGGAGCUGGCUCCUUUCCGUCCGAGAAUCGGCUCAUGCCGCUAAUUUGGUGGAAUUGUUGCAUUCGUGAUGCAUGGCUCUCGCUUGCCUUGGGUCGGUCAAUGCGAGCGGCCUGGCGCGAGAACUUCGCACUGCCCUCAGUCACAGACAUGUCGGACUACAUGACAGGCAUGCCGGACGCUCUCAAGAUCAAGUAUCUUCCAGGAGAUCUGACAGUAUUGCAUGACCUCUGGGUCGACUUAUUGAAGACGAGCCUUGUGCUGAAGCGAAUCCUGGCCAUUCGCGACCAGUUCAUGUCAGUCCCGGUGCCUCAAGACAAAUUCAGCGGCAUGGAGAGUGAGCUACUUUGCGUUUCGCGCAGUUGUGAAGAGAAACUGUAUGGCCGGAGCGGCAUUGUACUAGCUCAUGGUUAUCAGCUCGAGUUCUAUGUGUGGACGGUGACAUCAGUUCUAUACCAUCUCCGCGGAUCUUUAAAAGCGCAAUGGUCUAAUUCACAGACGGGCCGCGAUCCCUCAAUAUCUCCGUCAGAAAUGCGAUCGUUACUUUUUCGCUGCAGCACGGCGCUGGACAAGCUGAUUGUGGAGGACGCGAUCCGUACCUCUCCACCGAUGCUGAUUUUUGCCCUUUGUCCUGUGAUACAGCUACAACUCAUGAACUCAAUCCAUCCCAACUCACUUGCUCAACAAGCUGCCAUUCACCACCUUGAGCUGUACAUGUUGGUGGUGCAGGAAUUACAGCAUACGUAUUGGAGUGCAGACUUCCUUUUUGACGUCUGCUCUCAUGCGAUGAAGCAACCCCAGAUAGCUACCAAGCGCGAUCACCCUGCGCGAACCAUGACAGUCCCAGCCAAGCCCCCUCCUGGAUCCAAUCUAGCCGUUGAAGGGCGAACGAGCGGUUACCUUGAUAGCUCUCCGGUGGAGUUUCUUCCAGACGUACUCUCCUGCGAAAGUGACCGCUUGCGAGAUUCUCGUGUAUCUCUGGAUGCAUACAACAUCAAAACGAGCGCAUUCAUUCGCACAGGGGAGGUGGAACAGGGGAGUGAGAGUACCAAACCGGUUUCACCUUUGGUACCUUUAGAAUGGAGCAUCUUCGAUGAUCUUGGUGUCAACUGGUCCCUUGGGGGGGCGGAAGAGUAUAAUACGGCCGCAUUUUCCUGA